Messenger RNA from Closterium sp. Naga37s-1, 7098 nucleotides. NCBI's taxonomy places the organism in Eukaryota, Viridiplantae, Streptophyta, Zygnematophyceae, Desmidiales, Closteriaceae. The record is from the annotation of a GenBank genome assembly.
AUGGAGCUCGGAUUCCGCUCGACUUCGUCGGAAGAGAUUGACGACGAUUCUGAGCGGACAGUUGAACGGGCUGUUGCUGAGCCCGAGUCAGGGAAUGAUGGUGAAGAACGGGCAGAUGAACGGGCGAAUGAAACGGAUGAGACCCCGACAGCCGAACCAACGGCAGAAGUUGGUGCUGAAGCAAUGACGCCGAGGUCGACGGAUCAAGAAGAGAAGCAUCAUGGUCAAGACGCGAAUCACGAUCGCUCCGCUGCUUAUGUCGCGGAUGAGUCUCAGGAGGGAGUGGAAGCGGCCGUGCUGCGGGAAGGUGGUGAGGGAGGAAGAAGGGGAUUCGAAUCAGGGACAGGCGACGUUGAGAAGGUUUGGCAGGCUUCGAACGGCGCGGAGGAGGCGGAUGAAGGUGGAGAAAACAAUCAGGGGCGGGACCAAGAAAGGGGAAAGGAGAACCUUGGGAGCGUCUACGCGAAUGGGGAAAAGGAACGUGGCACCAAGGUGACGUCCUCGACAGAGAAAGCAUCACCUCUGCGUGGCCACGCAGAGAGCGGCGUGCGGCGCGCGCAAGAGCACUACGUGGCGACGCGCACCAGCAACAGCCCUCUCACUCCCGCGGGGGCGCAAACGCCGCACACGUCUGAAGUCAAAUCCGUGCAGACGCCCGCCACGCAGCCGCCGCAGCAGACGCAGUCCGGGCUGACGACCGUUCCUGGAGUGCCGAUUCAGCCCCCCCUUCAGUUACAUGCUCCGGACGGCGCGCUGCUGUCGCUCGUCCCCGCCGCUUCCGAGGACGGCCAGCUCCAAUGGAUCCAGCCGCCGCAAUUCUUGGCGGCGCCGCAAUUUAUGGGCGGAGCGCAAUUUGUGGGCGGAGCCCAACUUAUGGGCGGGGCGCAACUUGUCGGCGGGGCGCAAAUUGUGGGCGCGCCUGGACACGGCGGAGGUCUGAUGCCUGCGGGACCUGUUUCGUUCUUCCGCGCAUCGUCCCUCGCCGCGCCUGUAUCCGCGGCGACGGGUAUUGAGGGAAGCUUCAUGGGGACCGAUGGAGUCAACGGAGUCAACGCCACCGCGCGCGGCGUUUCCGGGGAUCUGUUCGGCGGGAACGCGGGCGACGAGAUGAUAGAAGGCUCGUGGGACGACUUAAUAAUCUGCACUCCCACCGGCGGGUUUCCCGGCGGGUUUCACGGGCAGAUGGGUUGGGGAGGAGGCGAGCGAACGAGCAGAGCCGGUCGCCGCACGCAGCUAUGGGAGGGCGACCCGCAGCUGGUGUACCGACUGCAACAGAGUUACCACACAGACGACUCCGCCGCAGCCGACACGAAACCCGACCCUACAACCAUUGCCAUCACCGGCGCCGAAAACGCUUCGAUUAGAAACGAUUCGAUAAGAGACGACGGGGAAGAGGAGGAGGCUUUGCCCGCAGAAGCUCGGGGCGAUCCGGAGACCGCCACGCACCCAGGGAUGAUCGGACCAGAGUCUAGGGAUGUGGCACAGUCGACCGCAACAAUGGAGAGUUAUCGAGAAGCUAUCGCGAGCGGUCAGUUGCCGCUGCAUGUGAAAGUGGAAUUCCCAACGCCGUCGCCUAGAGGCGGGCUACAAUCCUCGUCGCCCAGCAAUCGCGGUGGGCUGGGGUUCUCGUACCACUCGCCGAUCCCUCUGUGCUCGCCGUCGCCGCUGCGACUGUGUGCGAUGGAUUUGGGCGACAUGGCGGAGCCGAAUCUGUGGCUGUCGCCGCCAGCCAGCACCAAGUACACGCUCGACAAGCUCGGCGACUUCCCGCCCUUCUCGCCGCGGCUUCCGGCGAUCGUGCGCGGCUACAGCGCUGUGUGCGACAGCAGCAAGCAACUCACUCGACUCAUGCGUCGUUUCGUGUCUCUGUUGGUUGGGUCAUGUGUGGCCGCAGCAGCUCUGCCAUACCUGGAUGGCAGCGCGCACCAGCAGCCUUCCAGGAUGUCGCCUUCCAAGGGAGAACCCCCCGGAACCGUCCACCCAGGAUCCGCCCCGCCGGGAUCCGCCCCACCCCAAGAGCCUGGCGGACCAACCACCGACAGCCCAGAAAACCCGCCAGUUUCCGCUUCCGCCAUGGGUUCCGCCGCUCUCCAGUCCGGUUCUCCGCGGGCAGCCAGGCGGGGAACGGCGGAGGAUGAGGGAGACGCCGCGCGGGAAGAUGGUCAGGCUGCGCGGAGGGAGGACGAGGCGGGAGAUUCAGCGGGCGCGAGGCGGGAGAGUGGGGCGGCGGGAUCGGCGCGAUUGGUUAGUAGCGGUUCGCCGGGGAGCGGAGUGAGAUACGGCGGGAUGCGCGGGCGGUCGUUGCUGCAGCAGUGCCUCAUUAUGGGCGCGGAGCAGCGCGCCACUCGCGCCGUCACGGCCGCUGGUGCUGGCGCUGCUGCUGGUGCGGGUGCCGGUGGAAGCGCUGGUGGUGGUGCGGGAGGCAGCGCUGCUGCUGGUGCUGGUGGUGGCAACGCUUCUGGGCUCGACCGCGAUGUUGAAAGGAACGAAACGGAAGAGCAGGUCGAAAAGACCGACAAGAUUGACAGGAGCGAGAAGAACGAGAAGUCUGGAGGUGAUGCGGAUGACCGUGCGGCGGAAUGGAGUCCGUCGGUGUUGAAAUGGAGAGCAGUGGGGUGCGAUGGCCGUCUGCUUGGCGUACAGCGUGACGUGCGAGCACAGCAGGAGAGGACGGCUCUUGGUGCUGCUGACUCGAAUGCCCCGCACGCCUCUACUCCACCGCUUUCACCUCCGCAGGGACCGCCUGGAGAAUUUGUCAGUGCUGCUGGUGCUGCUGGGGUUCGUGCUAGCAGCGAGGGAGAGACGAAUGUUGGUGGUACAGAUUUUCCCAGCACGGAAAUGCGUGGACAGGGGUCUCGGCGGCACGUUGCGGGAGCCUCAGGCGAGCUGUUUCGUCGCGAAAACGAUUUUGCGAAUCGUGGCGAGAGUUUGUCGCGGCCGGAUGUUACCACGGGAGGGAGAUCUUUCGUGGUUGGCUCGUUAGGCUCCACACUUACGGAACGCGUGAGUGUACUGGAACUCGAGAACAAACAAACAACGCGUGCGGGCAAUAGCGCGGAUGGUGCGACCGACCCUGCAAAUUCUGACACACCCAACUCCAGCGGUAACAGCCGCUCGUCGUCAAAUAUCGACAGCCGAGGCGCAGAGUCGAACGACGAAGAUGACGGUGAGAAUAGGUCGGGAGUGGUGGAGAAGGAGGAGGGCGCGCGAGAGGAGGACGGGGGGGAGAGCACCUUAUUGCGAAGAGCUGCGACAGCGAACAGUGCUAAAGGCGGCGAGGUUCGGCACGAUGCGAACCUGGAUGAUGGGGGUGACAAGGGUAAUGAGGAUGAUGGGGGAGAUGGUGACAAUAGACGAGCUUCGCAGACUGCACGAGCGGGACUGACGGCGGAAGAAGGUGAGGCGUUGAAAUCGCCGGCGCACGAGCAGCAGCCGUCAUUUUUACCGGCGGGCGCGGAACGUAGGCGCGCGGAGCGUACGUGCGCGGAAAGGGAGGGCGCGGAAGGUAGAUGCGCGGAAAGCAGCCCCGAAAAGGGUUUCGCGGGUUUGGUGAGGCCGCAGCCGCGCAGAGCGCGGAGCGGUGAUCAUGCAGUCUCCCCGUCCUUCUCGAUUCCCGCUUCCCCGCUUUUCGAUUCACCCCGCUCGGCGGCGCCGGAGCGGAAUGCGCCCCAGUCCGUUGGCACGGAGCGCGCGUCGGCGCAGGCGCCGCUGCUGCAGCCUGCUGCGAAUGUGCGUCAAGUGCAGACUGCGUCUCAGUCACAUUCGGGGAAGCACCAGGAGCAUGGUGAAGCAGGGAGGGCGACUUUCGAGUCGACUUCACAAUUGAGCGGCGGGAGUGAGGCGGAUGGGAGAGGCUCGCGUGACGAGGACGUGGCGUCAGAGGAAGCACGGGCGAAGCUUCCCAGGGCAGGUGAAGGCUUAAAGCCCGCCAAGACUCAGCAGUCGGGGGGACUUGGAGGGGAUGGUGGAGGCGGAGGAGGAAGAAGAGCCUCUCAUGGGGCGCAGCGGCAGCAGGGGCAACAGGGCAUGCGACCAGGAGCGCAUUCCCAGGAGCGUGUGGGUUUAGGGAGUACAGGGGGUCCUGUUGUUGCCCUGGCGCCAGGGGCGUAUUCGCAGCCUGCUGGUGCUGCUGCGGUUGCCAGUGGUAGUGCUGGUGGUGUUGCUGCUCGUGAUGCUGGUGCUGGUGUGAGUGGUGCUUCCUCAGGUGGUGUCUCUGGAGGGGGCGAACGGGGAGGAGAAAGGGGAGGGCGAGAAGCAAGAGGGGAGGAAGGGCGAGGGGGGAGGGUGUCACGAGGAGCACGAACCCCGUCCCCUCAAACCUCUGCAAGCGCAUCUCUGCGCCCUUCCCCCGUGCAACCUCCCCCUCCGCCUGUCUACUCCCCGGCUGUCGCCUCCUGGGUGCCCUUCGCCCUGCCCCCCGCUGCCGCUGCCGCUGCCGCCCCAGAAAUGGGUAAACUUACAAUUUACCCUGUAAAACCUGGAGUACACAAGGCGCAUGUUGGGACGAGGAAUGUUUCACCGGAUGGGCAUUCCUUGCGUGAGCAGCAGCGAGCAGAGGGACAGCAAUGGCAGCAGCAACAGCAGCAGCACCGUCACCAGCAGCAGCAGCAGCAGCAGCAGCAGCAGCAGCACCAGCAGCAGCAGCACCAGCAGCCACAGCCGCGGGUAUCUCAGCAGCAGGAGGUGCUGGUGCCAAGGCCUAUGGCAGUGAUGGGUAAUCAGCCACAGUCAGUGCGAGGGGCACCGAUGAUCGCACCGGCACCAGCAGCAGCAGCAGCGCCAGCAGCAGCAACAGCAGCAGCAGCUGCAGCGGGAGCAGCAGCAGCGUCACGCCCGGUGUCUCUGGCCCUGCGUCUGCAAAGCAGCAGCAGCAGCAGUGGCGGCGGUGGUAUGCCACGGCAGACCCCUGGGCCUCAACCAGUACCCAGGCUUGGCACUGCUGGGGGCCAAUGGGCCCCCAGAUACUCCCAGCCGACCGUUGCUACUGUAGCCAUUGCCCCCACUGGAUCCAUUUCGGGCAUGCAAGGAACUCCCCCUGGUGCGGUGCAGAGUGGUGCAGGAGGUGUGGUGCAGGGUGCUGGUAUGGUGCAGAGUGGUGCGGCAGGUUUGCAGAGUGGUGCAGCAGUUGCGGUGCAGGGUGGUGCGGUAGGGGAGGCGUGGAAGCAGAAGCAGCGGAUUCAGAAGCAGCAGCAGCAGCACGUGCAGAGCCAGAGGUUGCAGCUGCCAUUUGAGCAGCAGCACCGCCGGCUGUCACAGCAGCAGCCGGGGCAGGUGCAGGUGCAGCAGCAGCACACGCAGCAGCAGCAGCAGCAGCAGCAGCAGCAGCAGCAGCAGCAGCAGCAGCAGCAGCAGCAGCAGCAGCAGCAGCAGCAGCAGCAGCAGCAGCAGCAGCAGCAGCAGCAGCAGCAGCAGCACCAGCAGCAGCACCAGCAGCACCAGCAGCAGCAGCAGCAGCAGCAGCAGCACAUGCAGCUGCAGCAGCAGCAGCAGCAGCACAUGCAGCUGCAGAUUCCAAGGCUUGUGGUGGGUGUGAAACAAGAGAUGGUUGAACAAGGUGGGGGUGCAGACUGGCGCUGUCACCCUCACUCACAGACAGCUAGACAGGGCGAUAACCAGGGGCUAGCUGGCAGGCAGGGGGGAGUGGAGGGAGGGGGAGGGCAGCAGGCGGGCAGGAAGGAGGGCAGUCUGAGGCACCUCAAGAGGAAGAGGGCGUUGAAGGAGGUGGAGGUGGAAAGCAGGAGAGGUUCGGCUUUAAGGGCCUGUAGCAGCGAGGGGGAAUCGGGCGGCGGGGAUCCGGCUGCUUAUCAGCAAAAUCAGGGUGCUUUUCAGCAGCAAGUUCUUCCUGCUUAUCAGCCUAUCCCGCUUGCUUAUCAAAACCAGCUGCCAGCUUAUCAGCAGCAGGCUGCUUAUCAGCAGAAUCCGGCUGCUUAUCAGCAGAAUCCGGCUGCUUAUCAGCAAAAUCCGGCUGCUUAUCAGCAGCAUCAGGCGGUCACAGGGUUGGGAACAGGGAUUCACGCGGGCAGCCGUCCCGCUGACGUCAUGGAGGGAAGGGAUCAAGAAGAUGACGUCAUGGAUAUGCAAAUUGAGUUGGAUGGAUUGGGUGAUGAGGGCAUGUGCGCCAUGGGUGAAGGGGGAAUAUGUGGCAUGGGGGAUAUGGGAGGAGAGGGAGGAGAGGCAGCGGUGGGGGGAGGGGAGGAGGUGAAAGAAGCAGUGAGCGUGGCAGCAGCAGCAGGAGUGGGGGGUAGAGCGGAGGGGGAGAGGGAUCCGCCUGUGAAGUCGAGGUUCAGGGGCGUCAGUCAUCACAGGCUGACCAAGCGGUGGGAGGCGUCGCUGUGGACCAACAAGAAGCAGCUCUACUUGGGUGGGUACGACGCGGAGGAGAAGGCAGCGAGGGCGUAUGACAUAGCAGCAUUGGCGUGCAAGGGAGCAGAGGCAGUUACGAACUUCCCAAGGGAGAGUUACGCGGACAGCAUUGGGGAGUACCUUGGGAUCUCCUGCGAGGCGCUCAUUGCGAAACUGAGAAGGGAAAGCUCGGCUUUCUCCGGGGGUCGAUCCAAGUACCGCGGUGUGUCAGGGCAAGAGGGGCGGUGGGAGGCACGCAUUGAAUCAUGCGGUCUUGACGGUCUUAAAUUCCCGUCGGUCUGCCUCCUCUUCCGUUCCCAUUCAUGUCCUUCUCUCCCUUGUCACCCAUACACGUCCUUCUCUCGAUGUCGCUCCAAGUACCGCGGGGUGUCAGGGCGGGAGGGGCGGUGGGAGGCGUGCAUCGGGUCGUGUGAUGGUGAUAUCAUAACUCUUUACCCAUCUCCUUCUCCUGUCCUUUCCCCCUCCUCGCUCCCUCACAGGGCGUUUUCUCGAGGCCGGUCCAAAUUCCGCGGGGUGUCGGGGCAGGAGGGGCGGUGGGAGGCGCGCAUUGGGUCGUAUUUCGGGCGGCGGAACGUGUCUUUAGGCGUGUAUGAGACGGAGGAGGCGGCAGCAGAGCAGUACGACCGCGCGCUCAUCAUUCAGAAGGGCACGCGGGCUAAGACCAAUUUCUGCAUCUCCAAAUACAUUGCAGAGCACCUGCAGCACGUGAGUGUGAGUGUGAGUACGAGUAGGUAA